GAUCGCAAUAAAUCGUGCACAACAGCGUCUGGUGAACAUCAGCGACAGCUUUAACCACUUAAGAAUGCAAAAGCGUCAUCACUGCGCGCCUGCUUGCAAGCGCGGCGCUCAGCGAGCACUCCUGGAGCAGCUAGCGACCAAGGCAGCUGAGGGCAGUGCAGCGCGGCGCGGCGGCGAAUGCGUGCCACGCGCACGCCGCAAUCCGCCGAGCGGGUCGCGCGCGGGCGCCGGGCCUCGCUUUGCAUCAGCGAGCAAGCCUGGCGCGCCACUCACCGUCAACAGCGACACAUGAAAGGCGCAUGAGAGCAAACGCCCACGCCCAAACGCCGCCGACGCGUCACACAACACACGCAGGCAAAAAAAAACAAAGAUGGCCGACGACGAACCGAUGGAGGAGGCCCCCGCCGACGCCCCUGCUGAAGGGGAAGUGGAAGUGGCCGAGAUGUCCGUGCUGGACGCGCUGCGGGAUGUCCUGAAGCGCGCCCUCAUUCACGGUGGCCUGAAGCGCGGCCUGCGCGAGGUCGCCAAGGCCCUCGAUUCGAGAACGGCCAAAUUGUGCUGCCUGGCCAAGGACUGCGACAACGCCGAGUACAGCAACCUCGUCCGCGCUUUGUGCGACGAGGGCGGCGUGUCGUUAGUUAUGGUCGACGAGGGCAAGCAGCUCGGCGAGUGGGCGGGCCUCUGCAAGAUUAAUGAAGAGGGCGAGGCGACGUCGGUGGUCCGGUGCUCGGCGGCGUGCGUGACGGAGUUCGGCGAGGACACGCGCGCGUUGUCCGUGCUGCUGACGUACCUCAAGGCGCAGGCGCCCGAGGACAAGUAGAUUCGGUGGAGCGCGCUCAACGAUCCGAGAGGUAAGGGCGCGUGCCGCUGUUAGGUUGCUGUAAGGUGACCUAUAACUUAAACAAACACGCCCGCUGGUGGCGUCCACGCGAGCGCGAGUCGCCUCGAUGGCGUGGAGGUGGUGUAGAGCCAGACUGGCGUAAUCUAUCCCACCACGCCAUCGCCGCGAUGCCGCGUCGAUGGCGUACGGGAAGGCAGUAUCAAGCGAUCG
Messenger RNA from Pelagomonas calceolata, 1051 nucleotides. Lineage: Eukaryota; Pelagophyceae; Pelagomonadales; Pelagomonadaceae. The record is from the annotation of a GenBank genome assembly.